This is a messenger RNA of Gavia stellata (red-throated loon), 1104 nucleotides long. RefSeq names its product bone morphogenetic protein 15 (gene BMP15). The record is from RefSeq and is a predicted model, not a curated record. The coding region runs from base 1 to 1104 and encodes 367 amino acids. Lineage: Eukaryota; Metazoa; Chordata; Aves; Gaviiformes; Gaviidae. The transcript is spliced from 2 exons. Gene Ontology annotation, molecular function: growth factor activity; cytokine activity. Gene Ontology annotation, biological process: SMAD protein signal transduction; BMP signaling pathway. Gene Ontology annotation, cellular component: extracellular region.
AUGGCUUUGCUCCAUCCCUUCACCAGCCGCCUCCUCCUCCUCCUCCUCCUCGCUGUGCCCCUUUCCUGGGGUGCAAACCAGUCCCCGCAGCCCCCCAGCUCCCUGCCUGCUGUCCCCCCACUGCCCCUCCUGCAGGCCCUGCAAGUGCGGGCACUAGGCAGCCGGGGCUGGCAAGCGGGGCCGGCAACUGGGCAGCCCCUGCGCUACAUGCUGAACCUGUACCGGCAUGCUGCCGACCACGAAGGGCGACCCCGCCACGGCCGCAGCCUGGGCACCAACACCGUCCGCCUGGUCCAGGCCAGUUCCCACAGGGGUCAGCCCUGGGCAGGUCGCUGGUACGUGCAGCCCCUCACCUACCGCCUGGAGGGCCAGCCCGAGGCCGAGCACCUCCUCCGAGCCACUGUGGUCUACCUGCCCAGCCUGCCACUGGCCCGCGGUCGCCUCCUCUGCGCCCUGGAGCUGGUGGCCACCGGCAAGGCACCUGGGGUGCUGCUCAGCCCUGCCACCCGCCCCCACCAUGGCUGGGCCGAAGCGGACGUUACCCCUUACCUGGCGCUGGGGAACGGCAGCGUGGGGAGCCUGGUGGUGCGGCAUGUCUGUGUGCGUGCCGGCCGGGCAGGGGGCCGCGAUGCCCCAGUGGCCCCCAGCCACCCCUUCCUCCUUCUCUACCUCAAUGACACCCAGGCUGGGCUGGCACCGCCAGUGGCAGAGCCCCACCGGCACCGCCGUGACACGGGGACGCUGGCCCACGACCUGCCCAGCUACCUGAGGGAGCAGGGAGGGGAGAAGAGCGACUGCUCCCUGCACCCCUUUCCCGUCAGCUUCGCCCAGCUGGGCUGGGACCACUGGAUCAUCGCUCCCCACCGCUACAACCCGCGCUACUGCAAGGGUGCCUGUCCCCGCCUGCUCCGCUAUGACUACCACGCGCCCAACCACGCUGUGGUGCAGAGCUUCGUCCAUCAGCUGGUGGAUGCCAAUGUGCCCUGGCCCUCCUGCGUCCCCUACCGCUACAGCCCCAUCAGCGUCCUCAUGAUCGAGCGUGACGGCGGCAUCCUCUACAAGGAGUACGAGAACAUGAUUGCAGAGUCCUGCACCUGCCGGUAA